CAUUGACUGCAGUGUAAAAUUCUCUUGUAUUGCAUGAGAUCUACUCUAGGUGCUUUAUUGUUUUUAUUUCAAGUAACUGUUUUCCUAUUUGGAUUCUGCUUGUUUAAGGAGUUUCCGCAGCUAUCUGAACAAACAAAAGAAGAGACGAUGCUGCAAGUUAAGUUGAAUGAAAUCUGCUUGACAUGCUACUGAAGAUGGAGUUUGUUAAAGAGGAGUUUAAAGAGGAGAGUGAAGACAUCAGUAUUUCUGAACCAUUCAGACUGAAGAAUGAAGAUACUGAGGAACAAAAAGAACUGUUGAAGCUGAAAGAGGAAAGUGAAGCACUGAAUGAAGUGGAGGAGAAAAAUCAGCAUCAGGAACCUGAUAAUUUCUUAACUGGAGAAAAAUCAUUUUAUUACUCACAGACUGAAAAUACAUUCUCACAAAAAAGAACAAAGACAAAAAAAGAUUUAAUCUGCCCUCAGUGUGGAAGAAGUUUCAGACAUAAAGGAAACCUUAAUUACCACAUGAGAAGUCAUUCUGGAGAGAAGCCUUUUACAUGCCUCCAGUGUGGCAAGAACUAUAAACAAAAAAGAAGCCUUAAAAUCCACACAAGAAUUCAUACGGGAGAAAAGCCGUUUAAAUGCCAUCAGUGUGGAAGGAGUUGCAGAGAUGCAACGGCCCUUAAGGAUCACACGAGAACUCACACUGGAGAGAAGCCUUUCACAUGCCUUCUUUGUGGAAGGAGUUUCACACAUAAAGCAAGCCUUAAAAUUCACACAAGAAUUCAUACUGGAGAAAAGCUGUUUAAAUGCCAUCAGUGUGGAAGUGGUUUCAUAGACGCAACAGCCCUGAAGGAUCACAUUGGAAUUCACUCUGGAGAAAAGCCUUUCAAAUGCCUUCAGUGUGGUAAGGGUUUCACACACAAAAGAAGUCUUAAAAGGCACAUGAGAUUUCACAUUGGAGAGAAACCUUACACAUGCCCUCAGUGUGGAAAGUGUUUCACUCAAAAAGGAGACCUGAAAAUACACACAAGAAUACAUACUGGAGAAAAGCCGUUCACGUGUCUUCAGUGUGGAAGGAGUUUUCCAAGCAAAAAUGCCCUUACGGUUCACAUGAGAAUCCACACUGAAGACAGACCUUUCACAUGCCUUCAGUGUGAGAAGAGUUUCAGACAUAAAAGAAGCCUCACAAGUCACAUUGGAAUUCACGGUGGAGAGAAACCUUAAGGUUCACAUGAGAAUUCACUCUGGAGAAGGGCUGGACUGGGACUAAAAACCAGCCUUGGAACAACCUUUCCCCAUUGAAGUAGAUUGGUGUUGUACUUGGAUGAAGAGAAAAUAAACUCAGCAAAAAAUUAAACGUCCUCUCACUUUCAACUGCUUUAUUUUCAGCAAACUUAAUGUGUAAAUAUUUGUAUGUGAAAAGAUUCCACAACUAAGACAUAAACUGAACAAGUUUCACAGACCUGUGACUAACAGAAAUGGAAUAAUGUGUCCCUGAACAAAUUGGGAGUCAAAAGUAACAGUCAGUUUCUGCAGUGCAUCUCCUCCUCAUGGACUACACCAGAUUUGCCAAUUCUUGUUGUCAGAUGUUACCCCACUCUUCCACCAAGGCACUUGCAAUUUCCCAGACAUUUCAGGGGGGAAUGGCCUUGCUCUCAGUCUCCGAUCCAACAGGUCCCAGACAUGCUCAAUGUGAUUGAGAUCCGGGCUCUUCCCUGGCCAUGGCAGAACACUGACAUUCCUGUCUUGCACGAACAGACAUAACGAGCAGUAUGGCUGGUGGCAUUGUCAUGCAGGAGGGUCAUGUCAGGAUGAUUGCAGGAAGGGUACCACAUAAGGGAGGAUGUCUUCCCUGUAACGCACAGUGGUAAGAUUGCCUGCAAUGACAGCUCAGUCCGAUGAUGCUGUGACACACUACCCCAGACCAUUAAUGGACCCUCCACCUCUAAAUCAAUCCCGCUCCAGAGUACAGGCCUCUGUGUAACACUCAUUCCUUUGAUGAUAACGCGAGUCCGACCAUCACCCCAUGUGAGACAAACUAACGACUCACAGUAAAGAGCACUUUUUGCCAGUCCUGUCUGGUCCAGUGAAGGUGGGUUUGUGUUGCUGGUGAUGUCUGGUAAGGACCUACCUUACAACAGGCCUACAAGCCCUUAGUCCAGCUUCUCUCAGCCUAUUGCGGACACACUCAUCACUGAUGGAGGGAUUGUGCAUACCUGGUGUAACUCGGGCAGUUGUUGUGGCAUCCUCUACCUGUCCCACAGGUGUGAUAUUUGGAUGUCUGAUCCUGUGAAGGUGUUGUUACACAUGGUCUGCCACUGCGAGGAUGAUCAGCUGUUCUUCUUUUCUCCCUGUAACGCUGUCUCACAGUACGGACAUUGCAAUUUAUUGCCCUGGCCACAUCUGCCGUCUUCAUGCCUCCAUGCAGCAUGCCUAAGGCAUGUUCACGCAGAUGAGCAAGGUCCCUGAGCAUCUUUCUUUUGGUGUUUUUCAGAGUCAGUAGAAGGUCUCUUUUGUAUCCUAAGUUUUUAUAACUGUGACUUUAAUUGCCUACCGUCUGUAAGCUGUUAGUGUCUUAACGACUGUUCCACAGGUGCAUGUUCAUUAAUUGUUUAGGGUUCAUUGAACAAGCAUGGAAAACAUUGUUUAAACCCUUUACAAUAAAGAUCUGUAAAGUUAAAUGGAUUUUUACAAAAUUAUCUUUAAAAUACAGUGUCCUGAAAAAGGGACGUUUCUUUUUUGCUGAGUUUAUCUGCGUUAAAAACAAGGCAUACCAAGUGACCUGAGUUGCCUUAAAGGGGCUAUGCUGGUGAUUUGUUUGCUAAAAUCCUUUUGGCUUGGUUGUAUUGCAGUUUAUGAAUGAAUAGGGAACAUUAAUGUAAUUGAUUUCUCAAGGUUUAGUAUACUAUUGUGUAGAGAUCGACUGAUUAUAGUUUUUUCCAUAUAUUUUCUGAUAUUCAAGCAUUUUCUUUAAUCGGAUUUUGUUUAUGUAAUAUUGGACCACGAUAACUGGCACCAUCUGGUGGAUGUUUUAGAAAUUACACGCAAGACCGCUAUUACAGCAGUGCAUGUAAGGAAACUAGUAUUGACACUGACUACCACCCCUGGAGUCACGCAUUAGAAUCCAGGGCAUGCUGAGUGACUCCAGCUUGGUCUUCUAAGCAACCAAAUUGGCCCGGUUGCUAGGGAGGGUAGAGCCACAUGGGGUAACCUCCACGUGGUCACUAUAAUGUGUGGUUCUCGCUCUCGGUGGGGGCGUGGUAAGUUGUGCAGAGAAUAGUGUGGGUCUCCACAUGCACUAUGUCUCCGUGGUAAAGCACUCAACAAGCCACGUGAUAAGAUGCUGGGAUUUAUGGUCUUGGAUGCGGAGGCAUCUGAGAUUUGUCCUCUGUCAUCCGGAUUGAGGCGAGUCACUACGCCACCACGAGGACUUUGAGCGCAUUGGGAAAUGGGCAUUCCAAAUUGAGGAGAAAAGGGGAGAAUUUUUGUAUUAUAUCGAAAAGUCUUGGAUGAAUGCAUGUUGGAAAUAAAUAAGUUUAAUUUAAUUCUCUGUUGGCUAUUCUUAUUAUUCUCAUUAGUAAAAUUGCCAUUCUCUAGGCUGAUGCUCAGGCGUGUUCUACCGUAUGUUGCCAGCUGCUAUAAACAAGAUCCAUUUGUUUAAAAUUACCUUAAUUAUAUCAACAUUUUCUAUUUAAAUUAAUUUGCUAUGAAUCAUCAUCUAUGUAAUUAUAGCUCUGUGGAAAUUAAUUUAUUAUCUCUGCAGCAUCCUUUGAGUAUAAGUUUUCCAUAAACACAGAAAUUCAUGGGGCAAAAUACUUUUCACAAUAA
Molecule: messenger RNA, 3812 nt
Organism: Xyrauchen texanus (razorback sucker)
Lineage: Eukaryota; Metazoa; Chordata; Actinopteri; Cypriniformes; Catostomidae
Product: gastrula zinc finger protein XlCGF8.2DB-like
Exons: 3
Coding region: 183-1208 (341 amino acids)
Biological process (GO): negative regulation of transcription by RNA polymerase II; regulation of cytokine production; regulation of immune system process
Molecular function (GO): DNA-binding transcription factor activity; RNA polymerase II cis-regulatory region sequence-specific DNA binding
Source: RefSeq, a predicted model, not a curated record